UAUAAGCGACGCACGCAUACACACACAUACAAAUACACACACACACACGCACACAAGGGAUUGUGUUGCUUCCCCCCUCCGCCCCCCCGGAGAAAAAAAAAAGGGAGAGUAAAAGGAGAGGGCAAAAGAGAAGAACUCAUCUGACCGAGAGAGGAUUUUCAUUUCGCAGCUGCUGCAUUCGGACCGAGCUCUCUCCUCUCCUCCGUCUUGCCCCCCCUUCUCCCUCUCUCUCUGUGUAUAUGUAUGUGUAUGUCUGUGUGUGUGUGUGCGUGCGCGCGCGCGCGCGUGUGUAUGUAUGCACACACCGAGGGCAUUGCGAGACUUUUAGACACCAGAUCUGAAAAACACCGCCUCCGCCGCAGCGACAGGAAGAAGGGGGGAAAAUCACCACCAUCAUCACCAUCAUCACCAUCACCAUCAUCACCAACAAAUAAGCGAUCCAGAGGGAGAGGAGGAAGAGGAGAGGCAGAGUGAGGACAGAGGGUCGCUCCUUGAUGUGAUCCUUUUUUUUCCGCCUUUCUUAAAGACAACUUUGGCUGCGUGACGCGUCAAGGGAGCUGCAAGGGCUAAGAGGACAGGGUGCCCAGCGCCUCCCUAUAAAGCGGAGCCCAGCGAGUCACGACUCGGCAGCAGCACUGGCUGCCUCGAGGAGAAACUGUGUUUUCUUUUGCUGGGAGGGCGCUCAGGUGUGUGUCCUGGGGACCCGCUACAGCACGGAGACGGUGCUGGAACAUUUUAUGCCUUCCUUCUUUUCCAAGUUGAAUUAAGCCCUCUCACCUCACCUUGACGACUUCGGACUAAAAUAUUUUUUCUUUUUCUUUAUUUUUUAAUUUAAAAUUUUUUGUUUUUAAGCGAGGACUGCGGGGGUGGUAAAUCCUAAGAGAAAUGAAGAGAAAGCUGAAGAUUUUGAUUUGCUCUGAGGGACCCAGUUGGAUGUGACCCCCGUUGCUUGCUCUCUUCUUCUCUCCUUACCUCCCCCUCCAGUCCCGGGGCUGCUCCGGCCGCUGCUUCCCCUCCCCGAAGCCCCAGCCCGGUUCUCUUCUUUUCGCUUCCCUUCCCCCCUUUCCCCCGUGAUCUGUUGCCUUCCCUCCAUCUCACCCCCUCCCCCUUCCCCUCCCCGCCCCGGGUUCCUCCCGUGCGCGCUUUCCUUCGCUUCGCUUCUCCCCACGUCCUCCUCCCCUUCCUCCCCAAGCAAAGAACUGCCGCCGAGGCUACAUACUCCCUACCUCCCACCCCAACCAGCCUUCCCCUUCCCCCACCCCCCCCGACCCCAGACCUCCACUCCGGGCGCUUAGCAGUCAGCGCGGGGAGGAGGACCAGAGCUUUGGGGGGCGGGGGAGGGAGCGCGUUGUAUCCCCGGCUCCCUUUCUGCGCCCUCCUUGCGCACCAUGGACGGGCUGCCCGGGAGGGCGCUGGGAGCCGCCUGCCUUCUGCUCCUGGUAGCUGGCUGGCUGGGUCCAGAGGCCUGGGGCUCGCCGACACCUCUGCCUUCCCCAGCCGCCCCUCCGGGAACCGAGGGCGCCCCCCCAGAUACUUGCACGUCGUGUGGCUUCAGGCGCCCAGAGGAGCCGGGCAAAGUGGACGGCGACUUCUUGGAGGCGGUGAAGCGGCACAUUCUCAGCCGGCUGCAGAUGCGGGGCCGCCCCAACAUCACCCACGCGGUGCCCAAGGCCGCCAUGGUGACCGCCCUGCGCAAGCUGCAUGCGGGAAAGGUGCGGGAAGACGGCCGAAUGGAGAUCCCGCACCUCGACGGGCAUGCCAGCUCGGGCUCAGACGGCCAGGAACAGGUGUCAGAGAUCAUCAGCUUCGCUGAGACAGAUGACCUUGCCUCCUCCAGGGUCCGCCUGUAUUUCUUUAUCUCCAAUGAGGGCAACCAGAAUCUGUUUGUGGUGCAGGCCAGCCUGUGGUUAUACUUGAAAUUGCUCCCUUAUGUCCUUGAGAAAGGCACCCGACGGAAAGUCCGGAUCAAAGUGUACUUCCAGGAUCUGGACCGAAGUGACAAGUGGAAUGUGGUGGAGAAAAAGGUAGACCUCAAGAGAAGUGGCUGGCACACUUUCCCCCUGACUGAGGCAAUUCAGUCCCUGUUUGAGAAAGGGGAGAGGAGGCUGAACCUGGAACUCCAGUGUGAGGGCUGUGAAGAGCUUGCAGUGGUCCCUGUCUUUGUGGACCCUGGGGAAGAAUCACACCGACCCUUCUUGGUAGUACAGGCCAGACUAGCCGACAACAAGCACCGAAUCCGAAAAAGGGGGCUGGAGUGUGACGGCAGGACCAAUCUCUGUUGCAGGCAACAGUUUUUUAUUGACUUCCGACUCAUUGGGUGGAAUGACUGGAUCAUUGCGCCCACGGGUUACUAUGGGAAUUACUGUGAAGGGAGCUGCCCGGCCUACUUGGCCGGAGUCCCAGGGUCAGCUUCCUCUUUUCACACCGCUGUGGUGAAUCAGUACCGAAUGCGAGGGCUGAACCCAGGGACCGUGAACUCCUGUUGCAUUCCAACAAAACUCAGCACAAUGUCAAUGCUGUACUUUGACGAUGAAUACAACAUUGUGAAGAGGGACGUUCCCAAUAUGAUUGUGGAAGAAUGUGGCUGUGCUUGAUUUAAGGGGUGGGGAAGCUGGGGUGGGGGGAGAACAUUCCCAGACUAGAUCCUUCCAGACAUCGGUGUUGACAAAAGUCACUGUGGAGAGUUGGAUGUGGCCAUUUCACUGGGGUGCAAAGAUGGUGCCGGCUUGCGAAUCUUGGACAUUUAAAUUUUGCCACUGCUUGAAAAAAAAGAGAACCCAUGAAUGAAAUGAAAUACCUUAGAAUGCACAUGUACACACACACACAGACACACAGACACACGGACACACACACACACACACACACACACACACACACACACACACAGAGCCACCCACUGAGCAGCUUCCAGAAUACUAGCAAAUGGAUACAGUGACAAAUGGCAGCCUAUCUCAAAACGCCUGUCAGUCCGAGCGAAUGGGUAAGCAGCCGCUAUUCCCACCAGCUGUCCAAGCUGAACUGAAAUGAGUUCUCCAUGCUCACAUAAAAGCACAAAGAGAGAGCGCUUGAGGACGAUGGGGAGCCAGGGAAUGAGGCGGGGGUUUGGGGGGUGCAGUAUGAGCUAUGUUUUCUUAUGUGUUGCUGUAAGAGUGACUGUCACCUUUUAAGGCUCUACCUGCUACUGAAGGUGAUGGCUUCUUCUCACGUUUCAGGCUCAGUGAUGUUGAGAAUCACAGAUAUACGUCUCUUCCUGCAGCCCUUCCAGAAAAAAGGAGAGGGAGGCUCUGAGAGAAAACAGUCAGGCAGAGACAGUCAUGCAGAGGCAAAAACAGUGUGACUUGCGCUGUUCCCUGACUUGUCAUCCAGAUGAGAUUGAGGGGUGGGGGUGGAGAGGGAUUUGGGGGGUGGUGGUGGGGAGACACAUUAUUUGAUGCUUUAACUGAUCACAGAAGGAGUUCAUAGAUCAAUAUGCCAGUUGUGUAAAACUGAAAAGGGCCUUUUCCUCCCUGGUCUGACCUUCAGUUAAAAAUCUGAACUGUCCUAAGUGGGGGGAAAAAUUCCAAGUUGCAGUCUGUAUUCUUGUAUGGGGCCUUUCUCCAGGACCAGUCGGGGCUGGGCUAACAAGCCCUCUGUGGCCCACGAACCCAGCAGUGGUCCCCCAAAGCAGAAGUGACAUGAUGGAUGGAUGCAUGCAUGAUCAGAGCACCCAGCGUUUCACCUAGUGUCCGCAGAGCAGCCGAGUUUUCACUGGUCUUGGGAAGGAGGAGGAUGAAUGCUUUCGGUUUCCUCACCGGGAGAUGUCUACCACGGCCAAGAAGUUCAGAAAACACCAAUCCAGCAUAGCACUUGCAAAACAGCUUGAAGGCCCACUCUGCAGCAGUUGCUGAUCUCCAUCCAUGUCUUCAGAAGUGGCACUUGACAGUGCAUUCACUGUGGCUCUCUAUCUAGUUAAACAGGUGCCACACGAGCUAUGCAAUUUAAAGUGUUGACCCAUAUUAGGUGAAACUGGACUUCAAAUAAUGACUUUUUAUAUUUUUUAUACUUGAAAUGAAAUCUUUUGCUUCUUUUUUAAGCGAAUGAUUGCUUUUAAUGUUUGCACUGAUUUAGUUGCAUGAUUAGUCAAAAACUGCCAUUUGAAAAAAAAGUUAUUUUUAUAGCAGCAAAAACGAAUACAGUUAAAUGUAUUAUACAUAAUUUUGGAACCAAAGAGGCCAACGUAUUAGUUGUGAUUUUUUAUUAGAUGGCUAGGCCAUCACAUAGGAUGUAGACAUUUCGAGCAAUCCCUUGGGUGGCCUGCCAAUUAUUUCAGGGUACAAAUGGAUUUUGUUUAUUCAGUUCAAUGUUUUUUUUCUAUACCAUACGCACACAGAAUGUAGAAAGAAAAUGUCAGCUGUAGAAUGGAGAAGUGCAUCUUUACAUCCCCAUUAUGUUUAUUUAAUAAAGUUCCUUUUAGGUUCUGUUUCAUAAUAAUUUAAAACCAAACAAUUUUCACAUAGAUUUGCUGUUAAAGUAUUUUACAUUUGUGUACAGUUUAAGUAAAUAAAAAAAAGCAAGA
This is a messenger RNA of Phascolarctos cinereus (koala), 4555 nucleotides long. RefSeq names its product inhibin subunit beta B (gene INHBB). NCBI's taxonomy places the organism in Eukaryota, Metazoa, Chordata, Mammalia, Diprotodontia, Phascolarctidae. Gene Ontology annotation, molecular function: growth factor activity; cytokine activity. Gene Ontology annotation, cellular component: extracellular region. The record is from RefSeq and is a predicted model, not a curated record.